AUGUGGCCGUGUCGCACGGACACUACGCGGGCGAUGGCUGACGGCUGCUGGGGGCCGUCCGGGCUUUGUUUCUGGGAGGGACCGUUGCUCGGCUUUGCGCCCGGCGACAUGCAAGCCGGACUCAGCGGGGAACAUUUCAAGACGAAGCCGGGCUUUCUCCAGCCGGCUCCUCGCCAUGGACUGAGCUUUGGAGUGGACUUCACUGCUGACCAUGGCCGCUGCCGCCACGGCCUGGGUGGCCAGUUUAGCUUCCCGCUCUGCGUCCCUCACCUGACCCGUUACACGCUGGGAGUUUUCACCUGCGAAGGAGUGUACGGAAAUGGAGUCGAUGCAUCUGAGGAAAUGGGGACAAACAGAAACCUCCUCCUUCAUGGAGCUUGGGCUCUUACCAAGAGAAGCUUUGCUAGUCACGGCCUCCGCUCGCUGCAGCCACGCAACAACAGAGUCCACAGGAGCAGGAACACUCUGGUCCAAGUCUGCUUUACACCUUCGGAGCUGGAGAAUGACACACAAGCAUCCCGCUCUGGGCAGCGUCUUACGGCAGCGAGGAGGGUCAUCACCGGUCUCCUCUGCUCGGAGAAGGAGCUGGCGAGGCCUUGGAACACCUGGAACAUCAAACACAGCGAUGAUGUGCGAUCGUUCAGCGGCCUCACCCUGGGGCUCCAGGAGGCGGGGGAUGUGAAGCUCCUGCUCAGCCAGAUGAAAAGCUUCCUCCAGGUUCUCCUGGUUGCUUCUGGACGGCACCAGAGAGAGAUCAACCAGCUCUGGCCUGAGAGAGCACAGGAUGGCCAAGAAGGCCUCUCCGCUUCUCCAGCUGGACUUAAACCAUCUUACCACAAUGGCAGUGAUAGAAGUGCCGCAUUUUACAGAGUUGGCAGUGAAACUCACAUGACAGUGGAGAAUAAUGGUCCAUAUGAGGCCAAGGAUGAUGGAUGGACGCCCAUCUAUGAUGUCUGGAAAACUAUCUUUAGACAUCGGGUCAGAGUCAGCAGCUCAAGGUCUCUUUCCGAUGAGAUCCAGCACGAGUCGCUCCACCGCUCCCUGAGCAGCCAGAAGUUAGUGCGCCCAUUUGUGACGACUACUGCAAGCAUUCACCCCAAACAGCAGGAAACUUCCUCCUACGUUACCACUGAACUUCCCGGGAGUAUGGCUGGACGUGCGUUUGCAAAUUGGUGGGCCUUGAUGGGCCCUUACUACACCAAGGCAUUCCCAGAGAUGUGGGUUGGAGUUGGCAUCAUGACAUACCUGUACUACAAAGUUUCCUAUGGGGGCAAGAAGGCUGUGAAGGACAUCGCCUGUUUGUUCAAAUUCCUCUCUUGGGACAGAGAUGAGCUUCCUGCUCUGGGCCGAAGCAGUGAGGUACUGGUCUGGUAUGUAAACUGUUAG
Menidia menidia (Atlantic silverside) is the source of this 1386-nucleotide messenger RNA. NCBI's taxonomy places the organism in Eukaryota, Metazoa, Chordata, Actinopteri, Atheriniformes, Atherinopsidae. The record is from the annotation of a GenBank genome assembly.